UUGACUGGGCAUAAGUAAUGAAAUAAUUCAGUUUCAAAUGACACUUUUCUUUAUGUUUUCCAGAUUGCAGAAGAAUGGGAUGAAUAUAAUGUCUCCAUUAUAGAAAGAAAUAUUUAUUUCUCUUCUAAAAAGUGGAUUAAAACAGCAUCCAGAGAAUGUCUUCAGUUAAUAACACUGAAUUCCAUCCUUUCAACUUCCUUCUAAUAGGAAUCCCUGGAUUGGAAGAAUUGCACAUCUGGAUAGGUUUCCCUUUCUGUGUUGUGUAUCUGAUAGCAUUUGUGGGGAAUCUCACCAUUCUAUUUGUGAUCAACACUGAGAAAAGUCUCCACCAACCCAUGUUUUACUUUCUAGCCAUGUUGGCCACUGUUGACUUUUGUCUCUCCACAGCCACCAUCCCUAAGAUGAUGGGUAUUUUCUGGUUCAACUUUAGGGAAAUCACCUUUGAGGGAUGCCUUAUCCAGAUGUUUUUCAUCCAUAUUUUCACUGGUAUGGAGAGCAUUGUGCUUGUGGCUAUGGCUUUGGAUCGCUAUGUGGCCAUUUGUCACCCUCUCAGGUAUAGUAUGAUCCUCACUAAUAAAGCCAUUGUCACUAUUUCUGUAGUAGCGAUCCUGAGGAACUUUUCUUUAGUAACACCAAUGGUAUUUUUAGUCCUACGGCUGCCCUAUUGUGGUCAUCAUGUCAUUCUCCAUACCUAUUGUGAACAUAUGGGAAUUGCCCGAUUGUCUUGUGCCAGUAUCAAUGUAAAUAUAAUCUAUGGCUUAUUUAUUAUUUGCAUAAUAUUUUUGGAUAUGACCCUGAUUGCCAUUUCCUAUGUCCAAAUUCUCCAAGCAGUUUUUAAACUUCCUUCUAAGGAUGCCCGUUUCAAAGCUCUCAACACUUGUGGCUCUCACAUUUGUGUCAUUUUAGCCUUCUUCACUCCUGCUCUCUUUUCAUUCCUUACUCAUAGAUUUGGCCACAAUAUUCCUCAUUAUAUCCAUAUCCUAUUGGCCAAUCUAUAUGUUGUUGUCCCUCCUGCACUAAAUCCUGUUAUUUAUGGAGUCAGGACAAAGCAAAUUAGGGAAUGUUUGAUUCAAAUCUUUGCCAGGAAUGAUUAA
Molecule: messenger RNA, 1094 nt
Organism: Sarcophilus harrisii (Tasmanian devil)
Lineage: Eukaryota; Metazoa; Chordata; Mammalia; Dasyuromorphia; Dasyuridae
Product: olfactory receptor 52E4-like
Exons: 1
Coding region: 156-1094 (312 amino acids)
Biological process (GO): G protein-coupled receptor signaling pathway
Cellular component (GO): membrane
Molecular function (GO): G protein-coupled receptor activity; olfactory receptor activity
Source: RefSeq, a predicted model, not a curated record